Messenger RNA from Eimeria tenella, 507 nucleotides. Its product is annotated as 40S ribosomal protein S14, putative. The record is from RefSeq and is a predicted model, not a curated record. The coding region runs from base 1 to 507 and encodes 168 amino acids. The transcript is spliced from 2 exons. NCBI's taxonomy places the organism in Eukaryota, Apicomplexa, Conoidasida, Eucoccidiorida, Eimeriidae. Gene Ontology annotation, cellular component: cytosolic small ribosomal subunit; ribosome. Gene Ontology annotation, molecular function: mRNA 5'-UTR binding; small ribosomal subunit rRNA binding; structural constituent of ribosome. Gene Ontology annotation, biological process: translation; maturation of SSU-rRNA from tricistronic rRNA transcript (SSU-rRNA, 5.8S rRNA, LSU-rRNA); ribosomal small subunit assembly.
AUGUCGGGGAAAAAGGGCGAGUCCGGCGCUGCAGGGGAGGCGUCUUCGGGCGCUCCCGCUGCUGCUGCUGCUGCGGGGGGCGCAGCAGCAGCCGCGGCGCUCGGCCCGCAGACCCGCGAAGACGAACUCGUCUUCGGCGUGGCCCACAUCUACGCCAGCUUCAACGACACCUUCAUCCACGUCACCGACCUCUCCGGCCGCGAGACUCUCGUGCGCGUCACCGGCGGCAUGAAGGUCAAGGCUGACCGCGACGAGUCUUCGCCCUACGCGGCCAUGAUGGCUGCGGGCGACGUCGCCGCCAGGUGCAAGGAGUUGGGCAUCACAGCGGUCCACGUGCGCGUGCGCGCCACCGGCGGCACCAAGAGCAAGACCCCGGGGCCCGGCGCCCAGUCCGCGCUCAGGGCACUGGCGCGCUCCGGCCUACGCAUUGGCCGCAUUGAGGACGUGACGCCGAUUCCCACAGACAGCACCCGCAGAAAGUCCGGCAGAAGGGGCCGCAGGCUGUGA